This is a messenger RNA of Parathielavia appendiculata, 1418 nucleotides long. Its product is annotated as peptidase C14. Gene Ontology annotation, biological process: proteolysis. The transcript has 6 exons. The coding region runs from base 315 to 1352 and encodes 345 amino acids. NCBI's taxonomy places the organism in Eukaryota, Fungi, Ascomycota, Sordariomycetes, Sordariales, Chaetomiaceae. Gene Ontology annotation, molecular function: cysteine-type endopeptidase activity. The record is from RefSeq and is a predicted model, not a curated record.
CUGGAUAUGUCCGGAUACCCUGGUGCGAGCUAUAACGCUGGUGGAUACGCACCCCCUCCACAGCAGCAGCAACAAUACGGAUACUACCCGUACGCACCACCGGCCAUCCACUGCUCUGGAUUGGGAGGCUGACGUUGUUGUUGCUAUAAUGAAGGCCACAAAACUACGGCUACCCGCAGCCCCCUCCACCCCAAGGCCCUGGAUAUGGCUACCAACAACCACCACCGGGCCCGGCCUAUGGCUACCCCCAGCCACCGCCCAACCAGGGAUAUCGUCCCCCGCCGGCUGCCCCUAAUAACUAUGUGAGACCUACCAUGCCCACGGUGAAUUCGAACUCGUACGUCCACGGAAAUCAUAGCGCCCCGCCGCCCCCGCCCCAGGCAACCCAGCAUUACGGACACGGAUCAUACGGCCUUGCCUUCCAGUACUCGCAAUGCACGGGGCGCCGGAAAGCCUUGCUGAUCGGCAUCAACUACUUCAACCAGCGCGGCCAGCUCAGGGGGUGUAUUAACGACGUCCGGAACAUGUCGGCAUACCUCGUCGAGAAUUUUGGCUACAAGCGCGAGGAUAUGGUCAUCCUCACGGAUGACCAGCAGAACCCCAUGAGCCAGCCGACGAAGCAAAAUAUAUUGAGGGCCAUGCACUGGCUCGUCAAGGACGCUCAUGCAAACGACUCGCUCUUCUUCCACUACUCAGGUCACGGCGGGCAAACAAAGGACCUCGAUGGCGACGAAGAAGACGGCUACGACGAGGUCAUCUACCCCGUCGACUUCCGGCAAAAUGGGCACAUCACCGACGACGAGAUGCACCGCAUCAUGGUACGCCCGCUGCAGGCAGGCGUGCGCCUCACCGCCAUCUUCGACUCGUGCCACUCGGGCACGGCCCUCGACCUGCCCUACAUCUACUCCACCCAGGGUAUCCUCAAGGAGCCGAAUCUCGCCAAGGAGGCCGGCCAGGGUCUGCUCGGCGCCGUGUCGGCGUACACCCGCGGCGAUUUGGGCGGCGUGGCCAACAAUAUCGUGGGCUUCUUCAAGAAGGCUAGCAGUAGCGAGGAUGCCUACGCCAGGUCCAUGGCCGUCAAGACGUCGCCGGCGGAUGUCAUUAUGUUCUCUGGGAGCAAGGAUGAUCAAACCUCAGCCGACGCGACCAUCGCUUCCCAGGCAACGGGCGCCAUGUCCUGGGCCUUCAUCACGGCCCUCAAGAAGAACCCGCAGCAGAGCUACGUCCAGCUGCUCAACAGCAUCCGCGACGAGCUGCAGACCCGCUACACCCAGAAGCCACAGCUCUCGUGUAGCCACCCUCUCGGCGGCUUUCAUGGGCGAGCAGAUACCAAUCUUCUGUUUGUGAUGUGAAAGUGUACAUACGUUAACAGAUUGCCUUUUUUGGUUGAUCUAUUUUGCGCAACUGAUCGUGUUGAC